ACACACACAAAAAGCUUAGAAAGGAAAGGUGACGGGAAAAGGACCCCAAAUGACUCCUGCAUUAAAACCUGACCUUGUCUUGCUCAAGACACAAGCACAUGCCCUCCCUCCCUCCUCACCAUUUACACCAUCCUCAUCCUCAUCUCUCUCUCUCUCUCCGCGUCUCUUGCCAUGAUAGCUCACCGACAACGACGAGAGUUCUCCACCGGAGACCAGUUCAGUUUUGCGAAUCCAACCCACGGCGCAAGCGACGGACAGACGAUGGAGCGUGCCACGGUUGCAGCAGGAACCAAAGCCGAGCUCGGCCCAUGGACUCGGAGAGCUUCCUUGAACCUCUCCGGUUACAGCCAGCGCGACGGCGACGAAGAUUUCCGAUGGCUGCCCAAGGAGGAUGGCGAUGACUCCGGCACUCCCUCGCCGCCGUUGUGGAAGAACGUGGGCCUCCCGGCGACUCGGUCUGCCGACAAUUCCCCGGCGCACAAGCACCACCACGGUAUGCAGGCGUUUCCGACGUCACGAGCUGAGGAGAUCGCCAGGUACCGGCAGGAGAUGUUGGACUUGGUGAGGGACAUGCCGGAGCCCGCGUACGAGCUCUCGCUAAGGGACAUGGUGGAGGCGCCGAGGGUGGCGAAGACGGUGCAGGAGAUGAUAGAGAAGAGGAGGACAGAAUCGAAGGAUCGAAGUAAAGAGAAGAGAAGGCUGUUGAGGAAGGAGAGCAUCGAGACCGGGGUGUUCCUUAAGAUGUUCGUGCCGAUUUCCAUAAGAGGAGGGAGAAGGAAGAGCUUUGGGGGUUCUAAUACUUGCUCAAAGGUUUCACCGAGGCCCGUCUUGGCGGAAGCAGAGAAGGGUGGGCUUGAGGUCACGGAGGGAGAGUGGUGGGAGAAGGAGUUGGGUGGCAGAGGAAGCAGCAGCAGCAGCAGUAGCAGCUCCAAAAGCAGCAGCAGUAGCUGCUCCAAAAGUAGCAGCGGAAGCAGCACAAGUAGAAGCGGUAGCAGGAAGAUGAACGGCUGCUACGCUUUCUUCCUCACAAAUAAAAGCAGCUCCAAGGAAAUUUAGGGAUGCCAAGUAUUUUGUUUUGCUGAUCACUGGAAGAAGAGAAUGCAGCAUGGCAUGUACAGUGGUUUCGACUUGUGCUUUGAUCUCAUAUGUUUUUAAAUCUAGUUUAUGAGAGGCUGAAAAUUAUGGUUUUAAUUGUGGGGUAGAUUUCCAUCCAUGACAAGAAUUUUGAAGUUGAUU
Messenger RNA from Musa acuminata subsp. malaccensis (wild Malaysian banana), 1236 nucleotides. RefSeq lists its product as uncharacterized. The record is from RefSeq and is a predicted model, not a curated record. Lineage: Eukaryota; Viridiplantae; Streptophyta; Magnoliopsida; Zingiberales; Musaceae.